This is a messenger RNA of Acanthopagrus latus (yellowfin seabream), 5622 nucleotides long. Its product is annotated as serine/threonine-protein phosphatase 6 regulatory ankyrin repeat subunit C-like. NCBI's taxonomy places the organism in Eukaryota, Metazoa, Chordata, Actinopteri, Spariformes, Sparidae. The coding region runs from base 140 to 3247 and encodes 1035 amino acids. Gene Ontology annotation, cellular component: cytoplasm. The transcript is spliced from 28 exons. The record is from RefSeq and is a predicted model, not a curated record. Gene Ontology annotation, molecular function: protein binding.
AUUCAGGCAACUAACUACACAUCACAUAUAUCACAGCAGCUACUAAGCUGAGGCUAGGCUAACAAGCUGCUACAGAGUGACAUGUAAAUGUCAAAUCUACACUCAGUCUCAAUGAAGGAGCUUCCAGAGUGAUUGGGACAUGGAGUUAAGAAAACUCAAGGACCAGUCUCCAUUGGUCCAGGCUAUAUUCAGCCGCAACGCAGAGGAAGUGACAUUUUUGUUGAACCAUGAAGAUGUCAAUUCACUGGACCAAGAACAAAGCACACCACUUCAUGCUGCUGCUUAUUUGGGCGAUGUCCACACUAUGGACCUGCUUAUCGCUUCAGGCGCUAAUGUCAACGCCAAGGACCAGGGUCUGCUGACUCCUUUACAUCGAGCAGCUGCCUCACAAAAUCAAAGGGCUGUGGAGCUACUACUAAACCACGGCGCAGAGGUCAACACACGGGACAAGUUCUGGCACACACCUUUACACAUGGCAGCUGCAAAGUGGGCUGCAGGCUGCGCUAUGGCUCUGAUACCACAUGUGUGCAGCCUGGAUGUUGCUGACAGGUCUGGGAGGACACCACUGCAUCAUGCAGCGCACAGUGGCCAUGGAGAGAUGGUGAAUUUGCUCCUGAGCAAAGGUGCCAACCUGAGUGCCAAAGACAAAAAAGAAAGGCAGGCAAUCCAUUGGGCAGCAUACCUUGGACAUGUGGAGGUCGUGAAGCUGCUGCUUUCUCACAGUGCUGAUGUGAUGUCCAAGGACAAACGAGGUUACACUCCGCUUCAUGCUGCAGCUGCCAGUGGACAGUUAGACGUGGUCAAAUAUCUGAUGAGACUGGUUGUAGAGAUUGAUGAACCCAACGCUUUUGGGAGCACGGCUCUCCACAUGGCCUGUUACACAGGGCAGGACAGUGUGGCCACUGAGCUGGUGAACUGUGGGGCAAACAUCAAUCAGGCCAACCACCACGGCAGCACGCCGCUGCAUCUGGCUGCCGCCUCCUCCAGCGGGGUGCUGUGUCUCGAGCUGCUCAUCAACAAUGGUGCUGAUGUCAACGUGCAGAAUAAAGAAGGGAAGAGCCCUUUGCAUAUGGCUGCCAUGCACGGGCGCUUUACAGGCUCACAGAUUAUCAUCCAAAAUGGUGCAGAGAUCGACUGCGUUGACAUUUAUGGAAACACUCCUCUUCAUGUUGCUGCCAGAUAUGGUCAGGAGCUGCUCAUCAGCACUCUGCUGACAAAUGGUGCUGACAAGGCCAGACCAGGGAUUCAUGGGAUGCUUCCACUGCAUUUGGCGGCGCUCUACGGAUUUCCAGACUGUUGUCGAAAGUUUCUGUCUAAUGGCCAGUUUUACAUCAUGUCGUCUCAAUCAUUGCCGGUUGGGUUUGAUAUAAAUGUUGUAGACGAACACGGGAGGACAUGUCUGCAUGCAGCUGCCUCUGGAGGAAACAUUGAAUGUCUGAACCUGUUGUUGAGUAGUGAAGCUGAACUGGAUGUCAAAGAUAAUUUGGGAAGAUCUCCUUUGCACUAUGCUGCCGCUAAUGGGAACAGCCAAUGCACCAUCUCCCUGGUGAGAGCAGGCGCUGAGGUCAACGAGCCGGACCUGACAGGCUGCAGCCCUCUGCACUACGCUGCUGCUUCACACACCUUUUGUGGAGGGGAAACAAACUCUGACUACAGUGAAGAGAAGGAACAUGAAGCCUCUUUGUGUUUAGACUUCUUGCUCGACAACGGGGCAAACCCGACUCUGAAGAACAGUAAGGGCUACAGUGCCGUCCACUAUGCAGCAGCUUAUGGGAACAAACAGCACCUGGAACUGCUCCUUGAGAUUUCUUUCAACUGUCUAGAAGAGGUUGAAAGUAAUAUUCCAGUCAGUCCUUUGCACUUAGCUGCGUACUAUGGUCACUGUGAGGCACUGCGUCUGCUCUCUGAGACAUUAGUGAGUCUGGAUGUGCGCGACAUUGAAGGCAGAACUGCCCUCUACCUGGCUGCUCAGAGAGGAUUUGCCCCAUGUGUGGAAGUGCUGCUGAAACAUGAAGCCUCCUACACACUGAAGGAGCACAAGCACAAGUGGACGGCUCUCCAUGCUGCAGCUGCUGAGGGCCAAAUGGACUGUCUGCUUUUACUGGUCAACAGGGAACAAAGUGCCGACAUCAUCGACAGUCCAGAUACACAGGGACAGACGGCUCUCAUGCUGGCAGCUCUGGGCCGUCACACGGACUGUGUCCACAUCCUGUUGGAGAAAGGAGCGAAUGCUGACGCUGCAGACAAAAAGGGCUUCACAGCUUUACACAGAGCUGCCAUGUUGGGCAGUGAGGACUGCGUAUCUGCUCUGUUGGAACAUGGAGCCUCUGCUCUGUGUAGAGACUCUCAGGGAAGAACCCCGCUGCACCUCACAGCAUCCCUCGGCCACACGGAGCUACUCCGAACUCUGCUUAUAGCUGCUAUGAAAGCUGAUCCGCUGGACUCCAUAUUGGACUACAGAGGCUGCACGCCCACACACUGGGCUGCCUACCAUGGACAUGAAGGAUGUUUACAAAUUUUACUUGAAAACAAACUUUUUAGCAACCAGGAAGGAAAUCACUUCACCCCAUUGCACUGUGCUCUAGUUAAUGGACACGAUGUUGCUGCUGAACUUCUAGUGAAGACUGUUGGCCCUCAAGUUGUUAAUGUUAGUGAUGCCAAAGGAAGGACUCCGCUGCAUGCAGCUGCUCAUUCAGGAAGUGUUGCUGGGGUCCAGCUGGUCCUGGCCCAGGGAGCAGAAGUCAAUGCUGUAGACCAUCGUGGAUGCUCUGCUCUGAUGGUGGCUGCCGACUGUGGACAGACGAUGGCUGUUGAGUUCUUGCUGCACAAAGCGAAGCCAGACCUGACCCUGGUGGAUGUCAAUAAUAACACUGCCCUUCACUUAGCCUGCAGCAAGGGUCAUGAGAUGUGUGCCCUAUUGAUCCUGGGAGAGAUCAACGACUCAUCCCUCAUAAAUGCAACAAACAGCGCUCUCCAAAUGCCCCUUCACAUUGCAGCAAGGAAAGGCCUGGCGACUGUAGUGCAGGUGUUACUGAGCAGAGGAGCAGCAGUCAUGGCUGUGGAUGAGGAAGGCCACACACCGGCUCUGGCCUGUGCUCCUAACAAGAACGUUGCAGACUGUCUGGCCCUCAUCCUAUCCACCAUGAAGCCUUUCCCUCCCAGAGAGGCCAGCAACGGGAAAGCCUCCCACUUCAACCCCAUCCUGAAGAACUGUGGUAUUGCUGGUAGUAACCUGUGUCAUGCCUAAAUCAGGGUCUCCGCGGGUUCCACGGGGUGUUUAACAGAGUGAAAUUUCAUCCCAGUGUCGCCCAAAGUCUCCACACAUAUCCACACACACGUGCCAGACUCUAGGAACAUGUGUGGUCAUGCAAAGCUCCCUCUCACGUGUGUCAUAUGCAGCUGCAUGUACACUUUGUUCUCAUGCACCAGUAGAGUUGCUUCUCUAAAAUCUAGUCUUACACAUCGCUAAUAUUAGCAGACCUCUUAGAAUAUCCUCUAAGUUCACUUUAGCACCUAUAUAUUGUUUUAAUAAUGUACUAACCUUUAGAAGUGAAUGGAAGUUUUAACAUGAGCACACUACACUUGCAUCUCCACUUGAAUCUCGUCAGCUUCAUUUCUUAACUCUUUAACCACCAAAGCCUGAAAUUUCUGUCUUCUUCCUUAGCUGAUACAAGUGCAGGAAUACUUGUGAUGAUUGUGUGUGUAACUUGCGUACGGGUGUGUGAGUGUCAGAAUUAUUUUGCAUAUCAGAUAUUGCUUCUUAUUAUACGUGUUCUUAAAUAUCUAACAGGUGCUGUAAACCUUUUAUGCAAUUUAUAAGACUCUAUUUUCUUAUCCUGCCCAGAGUGUAGCAGACACUACAUUAAUAUCAUCCAAAUAUUAUCAUGAUAUACAGGAGUUACAUUUCAGUUUAGUUAAGUCACAAGCAUGUGUAUAAUAGUAAUGGUAUAGUUUAAAACGUCUAGUGUAUAUAUAGUUCUUAAAAUGAAGUUAACGUUCUAGUUAUUUUAUCUUAAAAAUCCCACAUUAUUGAGUAGUAACCUCAGGUCAGUGUGUACUGUACUGUCAAUACAAUAAUAGCACAUUUUGAGCUGGAUGUUACAUAAAACAAAAGUUUUAACACAGGAAAAAAAAUAUUUCAGGCUUUGAGCAUAAAAGUCUUGCGUCCUCAGUAAAUGUUGCGUUUCUCUACAUCUGCAACUCAAGAUUCUUUUAACUUUUGUUUAAGCAGUAGAUUCUUUUUUUCUACAUUAAUGGUGCAAUAUAUAAGAAUUGACCGUGUGUUGAAUUCAUACUCGACACGUAUAUGGGGCAGCAUAUCGCCAAAGUAACCACUAGCUCAGUUAGCUGUGCAGCUACCAGUCAGGACUAGGAGCUUUUGACCCUGAUGGUUAGCAUGCUGACAUCCAUAGAUAAUCUUUGCAACACAGUACACAAACCUCAAAACUGUUUUCAUGUUCUAUUGACAAUUUAUUUAAUUUUUUUUAAUGUUUUCAACUCAACUUCUGUCAUAUUGCACCUUAAGGUGCUCAUAGCAUGUUCUGAGAGUCCAAGGUGACAUAUUUAAAUUGAUUGUUUUUUAUGAACAGGUCUCCAAAAGUCUAAAAUCCAAGGAUGUUUAAUUUACAACGAGCAAAUUCCUCACAUUUAAGAGGACAUUUCACUGAAUACUUGGUUUGAUGGUCAGUGCAUUUUAAGUUGACUAAUCUGUUGAUUCAGUACUUCAUAUCAACAUAUCUGUGACUCUAAUGUUUUUAGUGUGCAGUUAAAUGAAGUGAAACAACCUACAUCUAAUUCAUUCAUCACCAUUAACCAUCUCUCUGAAACACUAUACACUGAAUGCAUUGGGGGUUUUUUUUAAGUGUUUUUCUGCUCUUGUUCUGUCCAGAGAAAAUAUCUCCUGUCGCCACAUUUUCUUCAUUAUUGACCAGUUUUUUUUCUGACAUUUUAAUAAAUACAUUUCAAGUAAAACUUCAGCAUAAUUUGCGAUUAUACCAACAGAAAUGUGUGGUAUUAUUAUACGUUUAUAUAGCGACAGUUCUUCCACUCGAAUGAGCACAAUACACCUGUACUGGUACAAAGCUGUCACUGCCUCUCUCUCCUUAAAGAUCAAGCUUUUAUAAAUGGACGUGUGCGUUAAAUGUUUAUCUUUUUGUAAUUUGAAAGCACACACAGACUUUGAUAUUAAUCCCUUUUCCUUAUAGUCUCCCCCCAUCAAUACCUGCUGUACUCUUAAAAUGGCUUUAAACGAUUUGCACUCUGACAUGAAAGUUUACAUUUUACAGUAGGGUAUCCUUCUUCUGUUUAUGCAAUUUGAAAGUGCAUUUUACAAAUUGAGUUUUGAAGUAAUUAUAGAAACCAGUUCAGUUGGAGCAUGCCCUUCCUAGUUAUACUUGGAUGACAGAAAGUGGUUUGACAUUUCUAAACACAAGUUGCAGUGAAAUGUUCUGAAUCAUGUUUGUUUGUAGGGAUUGUUCUGUUUCAGCCUUCCAUGUGAACAAACGGUGUGUCUUCGGUACAUCCUGCUGAGAUUUCAGGAUGUAACUCCUAACUUGAAUACUCUGUGUGGUUUAAUUGUGGAUGGCAUUCAUAUGAGAGAAAAUAAAGUUGCUACCAUCUGAA